Molecule: messenger RNA, 2067 nt
Organism: Meloidogyne enterolobii
Lineage: Eukaryota; Metazoa; Nematoda; Chromadorea; Rhabditida; Meloidogynidae
Source: the annotation of a GenBank genome assembly
AUGAAUGAAAUAAUAUUAAAAUUUAUUUUUUUAUUUAUUUUUUCAAUAAUUUUUAUAAAAAUAAAUUCCCAAUUAAUUAAUGAAGAAGGACAACAACAACAAAGGCUAUCACAAUGCAAUGAUUGGGAAUUUGAAUGUAAAGAUGGAAAUUGUAUUGCACGUUAUGAUCAAUGUGAUGGAAUAAUACAGUGCCCUGAUGGAUCAGAUGAAGAUAAUUGUCGAAAUAGAUAUGAGCAACAUCCAAGAAAAGAUGCUGCCUCAAUUAAAUCUUCAACUAAAUCUUCAAUAGUAAAAUCUAGCACUUCAAAACCAAAAAAACUUCAAGAAAAACCUUCCCCCAAAUAUUUAUUGUUUGGAGCAAUUAUUUUAUUAAUUUUAAUUGUUAUUGGGAAUAUAUUUUCUAAAUUAAAAAAUAAAUACAAACAAAGAAGGAAUGCUGGAUUUCAUGGAUUUAGAAAAGGAGAAAGUUUAAUUGAAGAAGAAGAUGAUUUAUUAAUUGCACAAGCUUACAGUAAGAGAAUGUAUAAACCUUCAAUUUAUGCUAGAUUAUAUGUUAAACGUUCUAGAAGAGCAAGAAAUACUCCUCGUGUUUCUCGUCCAUGGCGUCCCAGAGUAAUUGCUUGGGCUGGGCCGGAUGCUUUUAUUCGAAAUAGAUUUUAUGAACUUGAUAAUUGGUAUAAAGCAAGAAUUCACAAACCAGAACUUUUUCCGAAUUUACAUUUAAUUGAUCCAGACACAAUUUUUGAAUCUUUUGAAGAAAAAAUUAAAGGUGAAAAUGAAAAAGAAAAGAAUUUAUUAAAUAUUGGAUUUAAACGGUUGGAACAAAAUUUGACAAAAUUAUCCUCGGAAGAUUUGGUUAAAUUGGAGAAUUUGGCUAUAAAAAAUAAACUUUUUCUUGAUUUUACCAAAAUUGAUUCUUCAAACCAAUUGGCUCUUUUUCAACAUUUUAAUAUUUUUGAUGAUUUAUUUAUGCCUGGAGUUUAUUUUUAUAAUGUUCAAAAUAUGAAUAUUUUUUGGAAUAAAAAAGAAGAAAAUAAACAAAAUAAUAUUUAUUUUGGAAAUAUAAUUAAAGCUACAGACACAACAAAUCCUCCAAAUAUUGAAAUUGGAAAUAUUUUUAAAAAUGAUGGAGACACAAAAGAUGAUAAAACUGGCUUUAACACACUUUUGAUGCUUAAUUUGGAAGGUCCAGGUCUCCAAAAUGAAGAAGAUAAUUUAUUUGAAGAAGACCACCACCAACAACAACAAUUAAUUAAUAAUAUAAAACAAUUAAAAAUCCCAGAAAAAGACCAAUUAUUAAUUAAUCAUUUAAAUAAAAAUAAACAAAUAAUUCAUUGGUUUGUUGGGAAUAUACCUUUAAAUGGUGGAGAAAUUAAUGAUGGAAAUACUUUAAUUAAUUAUAUACAACCAAUGCCUUUUUAUGGAACUGGAUAUCAUCGUUUUGUUUUUAUUUUAUUUCGACAUUCUGAAGUUAUUAAUUUUGACAAAUAUUUUGAAAAUUUUGAUUUUUCUUCUUUUACUUCCCGUAUAUUCAACACAAAUUCUUUUUAUAAACAUUUUGAAGAUAAAAUUACGCCUUCUUCUCUUCGUUUCUGUCAAAUUAAAUGGGACCCAAGUUGUGAUAGAGCUUUGCAUUCUUUAGGUGUAAAAUCUCCUCGUUAUUGGUAUGAAUGGGAUCAACCUCUUAAGCCAGAACAGAAAGAAUUUCCACUAAAACCGAUGCCUUUUAAUCAUUAUUUCCAAAUGUUUCGAAAUCCAGAAACUGUUCGAAAAGAAGUUUUAAAGAAAAAAUUAGAAAUGUUAGUAAAAUCAAAAGAAGAACAUUUAAAACCACAAAAAUAUCCGGACAUUUUUUAUAUGCAAAAUCGUCUAAAUUUGCCUUCAUUUGUUCAAGAAAGAAAUAUAAAAAUAAAUAUUGGAGAAGGUAUAUACUCAUUUUUAUAUAAUAAUUAUGAAAAUCCUGUUGAACAACAUUUAAAUGAAAAAUGGAAAAUUAAAUUUGAGGAAUUAAAAGAAGAAAUUAAUGAAGAAGAAAAUGAAAGGAAAAAAGUUGUUUUAAAUAAAUAA